Monodelphis domestica (gray short-tailed opossum) is the source of this 1941-nucleotide messenger RNA. RefSeq names its product maelstrom spermatogenic transposon silencer (gene MAEL). The record is from RefSeq and is a predicted model, not a curated record. Gene Ontology annotation, molecular function: sequence-specific DNA binding. Gene Ontology annotation, biological process: male meiotic nuclear division; negative regulation of DNA-templated transcription; piRNA processing. Gene Ontology annotation, cellular component: nucleus; P granule. NCBI's taxonomy places the organism in Eukaryota, Metazoa, Chordata, Mammalia, Didelphimorphia, Didelphidae.
CCCGUGCGCACGGCUUCCGCGAUGCACGCGGUGCCCUUCUAGGUAGGCUGCGCGCCGCUGCCUUCCUAUUGGCCGAGAGGGGCGGCCCGGCCCGGCGUUCUGCUGUUACUAAGGGCGGGAGCCCGGGAGUGGCGCCUGGCGGCCCGUGGUGUCGCUGGCUCGAGGCUGCGCUGGUCCGCCGCCUUCCUGCCCUGCUUGGCCGCCCGCCUCACCGCCCGCCCUCCUGCCAUGCCGAACCGCAGGGCCAGCCGGAACGCCUAUUACUUCUUCGUGCUGGAGAAGAUGCCGGAGCUGCGGCGCAGGGGCCUGCCCGUCACCCGCGUGGCGGAAGCCAUCCCUUUCUGCUCCGCCGACUGGGGGCUCCUGCGGGAAGAGGAGAAAGAGAAAUAUGCAGAAAUGGCUCGGGAGUGGAAAGCAACUCAGGGGAAGGCCCCUUCGCCACCUGGGAAGCAGACACCUGUUCCCACAACACUCUUUGCAUCAGUGAACCAGCCUCCCCCUGUACAGACUCAGAAUGUUUCACUUCCAGAUGUAUCAAGUCUGUCUUUGAAGAGUGAUCAGGCUGUGCUUGGAAGUUUUUUUUACUUUUUGAACAUUUUUAGCCAUGGAGAGCUACCUCCUCACUGUGAACAGCGCUUCCUCCCUUGUGAAAUUGGCUGUAUCAAAUAUUCACUUCAAGAAGGAAUUGUGGCUGAAUUCCACCGAUUUAUAGACCCUGGCGAAGUACCUCGAGGCUUCCGAUUUCAUUGUCAGGCUGCAAGUGAUGCCAGUCACAAGAUUCCCAUUUCAAACUUUCACUCAGGAGAUGACUAUGCAGUUGUGUUACAAAACCUUUAUCGAUUUAUUUCUCCAAACCAAAGCAGCUGGCCACCUGUGUACUGCAAGUCUGAUGAUAGGUACAGAGUUAACUGGUGCCUCAAGCACAUGGCAAAGAAAUUGGAAACCAGACAAGAGCUAGAACUCCUCACUGUAGAGGACCUUGUGGUGGGAAUCUACCAACAAAAGCUUCAUAAGGAGCCGUCUAAAACCUGGGUACGGAGCCUACUGGAUGUGUCCAUGUGGGAUUACUCUAGCAACACAAGGUGCAAGUGGCAUGAAAAAAACGAUAUUCUGUUUUGUGCAUUGGCCGUCUGCAAGAAGAUUGCAUAUUGCAUCAGUAAUUCUUUAGGUACUCUUUUUGGAAUUCCACUCACAGAAGCUCAUGUACCACUCCAAGAUUAUGAAGCCAGUAACAGUGUAAAUCCCAAAAUGGUGGUGCUAGAUGCAGGGCGUUUCCAGAAACUAAGAGUUGAUAGUCCUCCUUUUUCAAACUCUUCCCUUCAGGAACAAAGAUCCAAUACAUCUACUUGUGACUAUCCAUCUGGGGUGAAAACAACUGGCAAAACAAGCAAUGUUCGGGGAAGAGGCAUCACCCGUCUGCUGGAGAGCAUAUCCAAUUCCUCCAGCAACUUCCAGAAACUCCCAAAUUGUGAGACUCCACUCUCUCCUUAUGUGCCCCAAAAGGAUGAGUGCAAAUCUUUCUCCUCCUUAUCCUAAAAAUGGGACCUUUUUUUCAGUUUCUGCAAGAAGCAGCAGGCCCUAAGCCCCUUCCAUAAUCAGUACUCUUGAGCAAACAAAUCUUCCCAUUGAUUUUUCCUCCCACUGGAGAAACUUUAAUUUGGAAAGAAAUCCUGUUCAUAAAUUAAAGCUUGUUUGUAGUUUGGGAAGGAAUUGGCAGCUUUGUUUGUUUUAUUAUUAUUAUUACUAGAGCAUUUUGUUUUUCUGAAUGUAUAGUGUGAAUAGUAUUAAAGUUUGAAGUGGCCUAUAAAAACAAAUGCCCACACAAGCCAGGCCCAAUGGUUUAAGAAGAAAGGAGGUAGACUUGGGGGCAACUUUAUAAGCAUGCUUUUGCCUGUACUGCUAGAAUAAAUAGAUGCCUAUCUCUUCUCCUGGACGGGAAAA